GUCAGUGUAGCAAAUGCCUUGUCGACUCUGGUGUCUUGUUAUCGUUUUCGCGGCGGCCGGCUGAUCUGUGGACAGUUCAGUUCUAAUGGCGUUCAAAAUAACUGUAUUAUUUUUGGUGCUUUGCUAUGUGGGCUGGAUUUAUUGUGACAAACCUUGCGCGGCUCGGCUUAUUAAGGGCGAGUCUGUAGUCUGCGUGUGUAAUGCUACCUAUUGUGAUGAUAUCACGAGGGAAAAACCGCAAAAUGACACUUUCAUUAUGUACACGUCCACUAAGGGCGGUGCCCGGUUUGAGAAAGUUACAGGCCGGUUACAAAAUUAUAAACAUGUGUGCGCACAAGAUUGCAUAAAGACAGAAUUUAUUUUGGAGCCCAAUGUCAGGUUCCAGGAGAUAGUUGGUUUCGGUGGCGCGGUCACCGACGCCGCGGCAAUCAACUGGAUGAAUUUAACUGACCUACAGCUUAGACAGAGUCUUAUCGACUCAUAUUUCAGCGCGUCCGGCCUGGAGUAUAACAUGGCUCGUGUCCCGAUCGGCGGCACUGACUUCUCCACCCAUCCUUAUGCAUAUAACGAGCUACCUGUAAACGACGCCAACCUCACAAACUUCUCUCUCAACGAAGAAGACAAUAAUUAUAAGAUACCAAUGCUCAACGCAAUAAAGCGGGCAGUGACGGCGCCGCUAUAUGUCGUCGCUACAACCUGGUCUCCGCCACGCUGGAUGAAGACCAAUGGUGAAUGGUACGGAUUCACCAAAUUGAAACACGAAUACUACGAGACUUACGCUCUUUAUCACAUCAGAUUUUUGGAGCAGUACUUCAGCCACGGUAUUCCGGUAUGGGCCAUCACCACCACGAACGAGCCUGUCAACGGCGACCUCUUCUUGUCCCACUUCAACUGUCUCGGAUGGACUGCUGGAGACAUGGGUUUCUGGAUAGCCAAUCACCUGGGACCCAUGCUUCGUAACUCGACCUACCGCGAUGUGAAGAUUCUAAGUGUCGACGAUCAGCGACUGAAUGUUCCGUAUUUCUUUAAUUUGAUGGUGAUGAAACACAAGGAUGCUCUUCAAUACAUAGAUGGAAUAGCAGUUCAUUACUACACAGAUUUCAUCGUUCCUCCUUCAGUCCUCGACGUCGUCUCCAAGAGCUACCCUGACAAGUUCAUUAUCAAUACAGAAGCGUGUGAAGGAUCCCAGCCGUGGGAAAGGAAAAAGGUUAUACUGGGAUCAUGGGAGCGAGCCGUUAGAUAUAUCAAAGACAUUAUUACGGACUUGAAUCACAACCUCGUUGGCUGGAUUGAUUGGAACCUAUGCCUAAACAAAGAUGGUGGUCCCAACUGGGCUAAAAAUAACGUCGAUUCCCCCAUCUUAGUCUUCCCUGAAGCCAACGAGUUUGUCAAGCAACCAACGUUCUACGCCCUGGGCCACGUGUCCAAGUUUAUCCAGAGGGGGUCCAGGAGGAUCCAGUGUACUGAGAGGAAGCCUCUCCUGGCUUGGCCUGUUGAUGCUGUGGCAGUUGUCACUCCUGGGGAGGAAACAGUAGUGGUCGUCAUGUAUAGCAGAGACAAAAAGGACAAAGCGAUAAAAAUAAAACUAGGAGACAAACAAGCAGAGCUGAUUCUGAGAGGGAAUUCAAUAACAACGAUCGAGUUGCCAUACAAAAUUAAAUCAUCUAAAUAGAUUAAUGUACUGUCGUCAUUCGAAAAGAAGAUGCCUGUGAUUUAACAUGGAUUUAACAAACAUUUCAUGCCAUAAAAGAUGGAAGGCGCAUUGCCAGCGGGGACAGGGAGGGGCUGCUGUUUACUCGUAUCACUGAUUAUUAGUAUUUAAAAAAAUAAUGGAUACAAUUAAACCUUAUGAUUUAUU
Messenger RNA from Plodia interpunctella (Indianmeal moth), 1858 nucleotides. Its product is annotated as lysosomal acid glucosylceramidase-like. The transcript has 12 exons. Gene Ontology annotation, molecular function: glucosylceramidase activity. The record is from RefSeq and is a predicted model, not a curated record. Gene Ontology annotation, biological process: glucosylceramide catabolic process. NCBI's taxonomy places the organism in Eukaryota, Metazoa, Arthropoda, Insecta, Lepidoptera, Pyralidae. Bases 86 to 1672 code for a protein of 528 amino acids.